Ficedula albicollis (Collared flycatcher) is the source of this 1798-nucleotide messenger RNA. It is a transcript of the gene SLC7A13, whose product is annotated as solute carrier family 7 member 13. Gene Ontology annotation, cellular component: membrane. The coding region runs from base 74 to 1537 and encodes 487 amino acids. Gene Ontology annotation, molecular function: L-amino acid transmembrane transporter activity. Gene Ontology annotation, biological process: amino acid transmembrane transport. The record is from RefSeq and is a predicted model, not a curated record. The transcript is spliced from 4 exons. NCBI's taxonomy places the organism in Eukaryota, Metazoa, Chordata, Aves, Passeriformes, Muscicapidae.
UUCACUAGCAGGUAGGGGUAUGACAGACUGCUAACAACAAAGUGAAAUCUGCUGUGAAAAAACCCAGGAAAAAAUGGGAAAAGGAGAAAAAAAAGACCCCAAAGAUGUGCAAAGAAAAGAAAAAGCCAAGAUGCAACUCAAAAGAAAUAUAGGUUAUUUUGAUGGGGUAAGUUUUAUUAUAGGAUCAAUCGUUGGAGCAGGGAUCUUCGUGUCUCCUACAGGGGUGUUGAAACAUUCCUUACUCAAUAUUGGCGUUGCACUGACGAUCUGGACGGCGUCUGGGCUGGUUUCUCUGAUGGGUGCCCUCUGCUAUGCGGAGCUGGGAACUGCUCUGCCCUUCUGUGGAGGAGAGUACAGCCAUAUUAAAAGAGGCCUUGGAUCCCUACCUGCCUUCGUGUUUAUCUGGACAUCAACGUUUGCCAAGCCAGCAUCAAAUGCUGCUCGAGCCUUGCUGUUUGCUGAAUAUGCCACGCAGCCGUUCUAUGGCGUUUGCCCUGCACCAGAUGUGCUGAAGAAGUGCUUGGCCUUGGCCGUUCUCUGGUCCCUGGGGGUCUUGAAUGGCCUCAGCGUCAAAAUGUCUGCGUGGGUGCAGGCAGUUUUCACUCUGCUGAAGAUGAUGGCUUUGUCUGUGAUUGCUGUAGGUGGCAUAGUCCUCAUUGCCAGGCAAAAGGAGAGUCUGGCCAGGUUUGAGGACAUGUUUGGCUCAGAGAUCCCCAGCGCCUCACAGGUUGCCGAAGCCUUCUUCCAAGGGCUGUACGCAUAUGGUGGCUGGUGGUCCCUCAAUUAUAUGGCAGAGGAGAUGAAAAGCCCCAGCAGAAAUAUCCCCUUAACUGUGAUGACUGCUGUUCCUGCAGUAAUUGUUUUUUAUUUACUAGUGAACAUCUCAUAUCUGACUGUGCUCACACCUAAGGAAAUUGUCUCCUCAGUUGCUGUGGCAGUCACUUGGGCUGAUCGAGUGAUCCCCUCUGUUGCCUGGAUCAUUCCUCUCUCUGUUGCUGUCUCAAUAUUUGGUGCCCUCAACAGCAGCAUGUUCACACUUGGUCGAUUAAGCUAUGCUGGAAGUCAGUCGGGACAUUUACCUCUUUUAAUAUCCAUGCUUAAUGUCCAUUCCUGUACUCCAGCACCAGCCAUGAUUUUUUCAACCAUCAUUGCAUCCAUUUUCAUCAUCCCCUCUGACCUUAUGAUGUUGACAAAUUACUUUGGAUUUUCUGGCUGGCUUAUGAUUGGAUUGACUUGCACAAGCCUGAUUGUACUUCGAUACCGGGAACCUCAUCUACACCGACCAUACAAAGUGUUUUUACCAGUUCCAUUUAUGAUGGUGGCGAUGUCUUUCUUCCUAGUUCUAGCUCCCAUAAUCUGGUCUCCAAACCUGCAAUAUUUUUAUGCUUUCCUGUUCAUGCUUGGAAGUCUUAUUAUUUAUCUGCCUUUUAUACAUUUUAAAUUCCGUUUUGCAUUUCUUGAUAAAAUUACUUGCCACUUACAGCUCCUGUUAGAAGUCUGUCCUGCUGAUGGAUCUGAUGAGGGCAAAUGUGAAUAAUGGCAGACAUUUAAUCUCAGUACAACUGAGAGCCAAAAGAGGAUUUUGUUUAACAGAGACUGUAAAUAGUACAAUUUAGAUGUCGGUGUGAUAUAUAGGUGUGCAUGCGUGCAUAUACAUAUGUAGAUAUAUACACAUAUAUUGCAAAUGUGCACAUGCAUGUAUGUUUAGGCACAGAAUCACAGAAUGAACUAAAUUGGAAAAGACCUUUGAGAUCAUGAAGUCCAACCUCUGACCUAACACCUCCUCAUCCACUCAAUC